AUCUCCGGCUUGGAUUCUCCGUUUAGCGGUGAGGCUUAUCCUCAGAUUUCCCUAGCGAUGAAGAAAAACAUGGAAGUCUUCGAUUUCAAAGAAGAGGACGAGCUCCCUGAGCCUGCAGCUGGAAAGUUAUUGGAAAAAUUCACAAACCCUAGUCCUUGCAAUUCUCCGGUUUUGCAACGCCAACGCAUCCACAGCUUCUGCAAUGAAAAAAGUGAUCAGAAGGAAGAAAUGGAAGGUCCAAGUUGUACAGAGCCUGCUACUGCUGUAGAGUCAGACGAUCAUCAAUGUGAAGAUGCUCCGACUUUAGUAACAGAAGCUGAGGAGUCCAGAACGAACCUGGCAAAGGAAACAGAUGAAGAUCAAGAUAACCAUGGAUUGAUGUUUGGUUUGAAUACCGGAGACCACAUAGAAGAAACUGAUGUAGAUCAUGGAUUAGAAAGUUUCUCUUGCCAGCCAGGCAGAAGUAGUUUUUACGCUGAAACUUCGUCAUAUAGUCAACGCCAGCUAAACUCACCCUUUUCAGAUUCUUCAUCCAGUGAGGAGCAAAUUGAUAUGAUGUCAGCUAUUGAUGAAAGCUUGAGUGAUCGAUCUGCGUUGAGUCAAGAUUCUGAUUCAGAAGAUGAUGAAGAUUGGAUGGCUGAACUCUGCUUCAACGAUGUAGAAAAGAUUGACCUAAGCACCGCUGUUGUAAUGACUUCGGAGUAUGCUAUACUAAAGGAUAUGCAUUGUGCUGCAUCUCUAGUAAUAUUUUCAUGCAAUGGCAUCAAAAUAAAGAGUUUCCUCGCAAAUAAUGAAGAAGGGCCAUUUUCUUGUGAAUUUGGAGUUGAAGACAUUGUUAGUAUUCAAUACAAUUGGUACCAAAAUGUUGGAUUGAUCAUACUCAGAAUUCGAGUUCUACUGAAGGAUGAAAAAUGCCAUGAAGGUAUGCAACACAUCACAGACAUUGAGGAGUUAAAGAUUGCGGUAAAAGAACAUAAUUGGCCUGAGAAGCAACAAAAGAUAAACUCCCUGCAUGUGAAAUACCCGGCUGUGUGGAAUGCUGACCUCGAGGAUGACGUGGAAGUAUCAGAGUAUAACUUGAAUCAACAGAAGCGUUAUUUUCCAAGCUUUGAUGAACCUUUUGAGGAUGUUGUCUAUCCAAAGGGAGACCCAGAUGCUGUUUCCAUUUGCAAAAGAGAUGUUGAGCUCUUGCAGCCAGAGACAUUUGUAAAUGACACAAUCAUUGACUUCUAUAUUAAUUAUUUAAAGAAUCAGAUUCAAACGGAGGAAAAACAUAGAUUCCAUUUCUUUAACAGCUUUUUCUUCCGGAAACUUGCUGAUCUCGACAAAGAUCCAUCAAGUAUAGCUGAUGGAAAGGCUGCUUUCCUACGUGUCCGUAAGUGGACAAGGAAGGUGGACAUGUUUGGAAAGGACUACAUUUUUGUGCCGGUGAACUUCAACCUUCACUGGAGUUUAAUAGUCAUAUGUCACCCUGGUGAAGUGGCUAAUGGUACAGAUCUAGACUUGGAUGACUCGAAAAAAGUACCGUGCAUAUUACAUAUGGAUUCUAUAAAAGGGAGCCAUGCGGGGCUUAAAAAUCUAGUCCAAAGUUACUUGUGCGAGGAGUGGAAGGAGAGGCAUAAAGAGACAUCGGAUGAUAUAUCUUCCAGAUUCAUGAAUUUGCGGUUUGUCUCACUUGAGUUGCCACAGCAGGAAAACUCAUUUGACUGUGGCCUCUUUCUGCUGCACUAUCUAGAGCUAUUUCUUGCUGAAGCUCCCCUUAAUUUUAGUCCUUUCAAGAUAUAUAAUGCUUCCAACUUUCUUUAUCUGAACUGGUUUCCUCCUGCCGAGGCAUCAUUGAAGCGUACUCUAAUUCAGAAGUUAAUUUUUGAACUCCUUGAAAACCGGUCACGGGAAGUUAGUAAUGAACAGAACCAGUCCUGCGAAAGUCCAGUUGCCGUCAAUGACAAUACGGGCAUUGAGGUUCUCUCUGAGAGAUGCAGCCCCCUGAUAGACUGUAACGGGAAUAUGACACAGACGCAAGACGAUCAAGGAAUCGAAAUGACUUUGCUUGAAAGAUCUUCCAUGAGGAACGUACAAGCUGCUAAUGAUUCAGGUAUGGUACUAAGAGAUUUAUUCGAUUCAGGAGCCAACAACACAGGAUCAUUACUUGUACAACUACAAGAACCAUUCGAGGAACCAUCUUCGUUUUAUCAUCUUAGUAACGACUCGCUGGCAAGAGAGCAAGUGGACAUGGAAACUGGUGAACAGUUUAUGUGUUUGAACGCUGGAGAGGGCAACUUUCAAUGCAUCACUGAAACUGCCUCUCCGAGAGCAUCUAAUUCAUUCUCUUCAUGGAACCUUGGUAUUCCCCUGGUGCAGAAGGAAGAUGAGACUGAUUUGUUAUCUGAAACUUCGAAAAGCACUUCUAAUGAUUCAGAAGAUAUCGGUAUCAUAGAAGACAACCAAAUAGAAAAUACUCAUGAAGGAGAAAUCGGCGAGAGUCCUCCAAGAGAGACCGUCUCUUUAUUAUCUGCUACCGUGGGUUCUAACACUGACCAUAACACUGAGAAUGAAGAGCUCGUUUCUACUCAUGUUGAGCUUGUUGUUCCAUCGAGUCAAGAUGACGGAGAUGAGGAGAAGCCAGUGGAGCAUGAUGAAAUUGGGGACAAGGCGAGUGAAGAUGAUGGAGAUGAGUAUGAUCAGAAAGGAGCCAAUGGAGGAAGAAGAGGAGAAGCGAGCUGCAAAACGGCCAAGGCUGUCAUCUUCCACUGGCGAAGCUGAGGAGAUGGAGAAAUAGAGAUUGGGUGGCUAUCAACACACCACGGGUUUUGUGUUGGGGUCUUGGAUGGUUAGACUUAGAGGAUUUAUAUCAAAUCAACACCUUUAGGACGUGUUUAUAUCGUUGUAGGAGUUUUCUAAGAAGAAAAAGGAAAGAAAAGCGUCUUUCAUCG
Molecule: messenger RNA, 2933 nt
Organism: Arabidopsis arenosa
Lineage: Eukaryota; Viridiplantae; Streptophyta; Magnoliopsida; Brassicales; Brassicaceae
Source: the annotation of a GenBank genome assembly